Molecule: messenger RNA, 687 nt
Organism: Onychostruthus taczanowskii (white-rumped snowfinch)
Lineage: Eukaryota; Metazoa; Chordata; Aves; Passeriformes; Passeridae
Product: tyrosine-protein phosphatase non-receptor type substrate 1-like
Exons: 3
Coding region: 64-687 (207 amino acids)
Cellular component (GO): plasma membrane
Source: RefSeq, a predicted model, not a curated record
UCCAACGGAGCUGAAUCCAGCUCAGCAAAGCCCAGCCACCAGGGAGCAAGGCGUGGAAUACCCAUGGUUCUGGUGGCACAGGAACUGCCUCUCGUGUGCCUGAUGCUGCUCCUGCUCUGCAGAGAGCCGGGUGUGAAUGCCCAGGUGGGCCAGGGCUUCAGUCUGCAGCAGCCCCAGGCCAAGGUGACGGUGGCAGCAGGGGAGACGCUCACCCUGAACUGCAUCACGUCUGGAAUUGCUGGACCAGGUCCUGUGAAGUGGCUGAAGGGCUGGGGGACUGGGAACAAGACUGUCUAUGACCAGAAGAAGCAGGAUCCUUCCUCCCGUGUGACGAGAGCAGUGAAUGGGUCUGACACAGACUUCACCAUCCUCAUCAGGAACGUUCAGCCUGAGGACAUGGGCACCUACUACUGUGUGAAGUUUGUCACGGGGCUCACCGGUGAUGAUGAGGUGUUUCAGCGUGGCAAGGGCACCGAGGUGUCUGUGCAAGGUGCCAACCCUCUGUCCAGCCUCCUCCUCCUGCUGUGGAUGGGUGUCCUGCUGGAGAAGGGGCUCCUCGGUGGGCUCCUCUUCUUCCUCUUCGAGCGCAUGAAGAGAAAAGCAUCGGAGAUGUUGCCCUACCCUGCUCCACCUGCGGCCCCCGCAGCCGGGGCUCGGGGCUUGGCCGCUGCCAGCAGCGGUGUGUGA